AAUGUUGGAUUCGGGUCAUAUAAGGGGGAGGAGCCAAAAAGUCGCAAGAUGGUCGCCCCAAUAACGAAAAGAGAAGAAAGUUCAUUCGCUUGAUUUGUUCUAACGCUGUUCAGCAACUUCUGAUUAACUUCUGUAAAACGCCCGGAGCCGCGAUGGCGGUGGAUGCAGCACUUUUUACCCCGGUGACUGUGAUCUCUCUGCUCGCCUGCGCCGCACAGUUUGCCGUCGGCUUUAUUUUGGCGCAAAUCUGGGGCAAAAAAUGUUCAGCCACCGAUAAGUGGGUCCUCGUCUGGCUGUUUUACGAUGCCAUUGUCCACAUUACUCUGGAGGGACCGUUUGUUUACAUGUCACUGGUUGGAACUGUUGCAACAUCAGAUGGUAUAUUCGCUGAGUUGUGGAAGGAAUAUGGCAAGGCAGAUCAGCGAUGGCUUCAUUCAGACCCAACCAUCGUAUCCUUGGAGCUGCUGACUGUGGUCUUGGAUGGAUUUCUAGCGUUGCUCUUGGUUUAUGCUAUCAUUAAAGACAAGCAUUACAGGCACUUUGUACAAAUCAGCCUGUGUGUGUGUGAGCUGUAUGGAGGCUGGAUGACCUUCUUCCCAGACUGGCUGCUUGGAAGUCCCAACCUGAAUACUAAGAACUGGCUUUACCUGUGGGUCUACCUGGUUUUCUUUAAUGGUGUGUGGGUUGUAGUGCCUGCACUCUUACUCUGCCAAUCAUGGAAAGAUCUUCAGAAAUCGCAUCAACAUACGAAGAAGAAGAAGCGAUAGAUAUGCCGGCUUGAUGUGUUUGUUUAUUAAUAAGCUGAGAGAAACCGAACUGUGAUCUUGAGCAGAUUGAGACAUGAUUCCUCAUAUUGUUUGUUCAUUAGAAGGAUCUUUAUUAAUUAAUAAAGUAGACCUCAUAGUGAUUAUUUGCUCCAGUUGCAUAAUCCAGAUGACGGAUUAUUUGAUUGUUCAGGUAAUAAUCUUAACAGUCCCGGAUUUAUUACUUUUUAUUUGUUAUUGAACAUUUGUGGAUUAAAUUGCAUUUUAAAAAAUAAAUAGUAGUGCUUUUUUUGAUAAACAAAUGACAAAAAGUAUUACUAAAUGAAUAAUUGGGUUUAUCUAAAACACACCCAAGAAGAUCUACCUCAGAAAUGCACGAAACACAGAAACAUGGCAACGCAAUGUAGCUAAUAAUUUUGUUAUAUUACGACAUACAAUCUUUGAUUUCUACAAUUAAACAUUGUGUAUAUAAUUUUA
This is a messenger RNA of Silurus meridionalis, 1241 nucleotides long. It is a transcript of the gene ebpl, whose product is annotated as EBP like. Gene Ontology annotation, biological process: sterol metabolic process. Gene Ontology annotation, cellular component: membrane; endoplasmic reticulum. The record is from RefSeq and is a predicted model, not a curated record. The transcript is spliced from 4 exons. NCBI's taxonomy places the organism in Eukaryota, Metazoa, Chordata, Actinopteri, Siluriformes, Siluridae. Gene Ontology annotation, molecular function: cholestenol delta-isomerase activity. Bases 153 to 767 code for a protein of 204 amino acids.